Molecule: messenger RNA, 1439 nt
Organism: Helicoverpa zea (corn earworm)
Lineage: Eukaryota; Metazoa; Arthropoda; Insecta; Lepidoptera; Noctuidae
Gene: Nopp34
Product: MKI67 FHA domain-interacting nucleolar phosphoprotein
Exons: 8
Coding region: 121-1404 (427 amino acids)
Biological process (GO): maturation of LSU-rRNA from tricistronic rRNA transcript (SSU-rRNA, 5.8S rRNA, LSU-rRNA)
Cellular component (GO): nucleolus
Molecular function (GO): RNA binding
Source: RefSeq, a predicted model, not a curated record
AAAUGACAGCCGGCAACAUUUGACGUGAAGGACUUGACAGUCCAUUGUGUAAAUCUAAAUUUUUGUUUUUUAUAAAAACACGUGUGUCUGAGCGCUUUUUUCCAAAAAUCGGAAAUUAAAAUGGAAGAAAAUGUAGCCUUAGACUCAGAAAAACAAAAAAAGUUUGUAAAAUCUAUCAGAGGUAUUAAAAAAUUGAUCAAAAAAAAUGAAGGAAAAGCUGAGCCACCGAAGAAAAAUGAGGAAGCCGAGAAAAAGCCGUUCAGUAUGAGACUGAAGGGCGGAAAGAUUAACAAAAAGAAAAGACGUAAGGAAAGGGGCCUGGUUUAUUUAUCUCAUAUUCCACAUGGAUUUUACGAGCAUCAAAUGACUGAGUACUUCAAGCAGUUUGGUGUAGUUACCAACGCCAGAGUGAUUAGAUCCAAACGGACAGGAAACUCCAAAGGUUAUGCCUUUGUGGAAUUCAAAGAGCCAGCAGUGGGUCAAAUUGUUGCUGAAACUAUGAACAAUUAUCUCAUGGGGAAAAGAUUAAUCAAAGCCGAGUACAUACCUCCUGAAAAACAAAAACGCGCAUUCAGAAAGCACUGGAAUAGUGUUAACAAUCCAACCAGUCAGUUAAGGCUGACAUCAAAGAAGGAAUUUAAUACAGAUAAAGAUGAUGCUGGAGAACUUAAAAGGGCUAGCAAAAUCUUGUCUAACUUAAAUAAGACUAAGGAGAAACUUAGUAAAGUGGGAAUAAAUUAUGAUUUCUUUGCACCAGUAGAUGUGCCACAAGCACUGAUAGAUGAUAUGGUAAAGCCAGAAAACCAAAAUAAUGAUGGUAAUCAAGAGAUCCAGCCCAAACAAGCUAGAUUUGGUUUCCCAGACAGAAACAAAAAAGAAGUAAAGAAGAAUGAUGAAAAUAAGAAAAAAACCGCGGAACCUAAACCAAAAAAGAAGAAAGAUGUUGAUUACAAAACCCAAAAAGAAAAGGAAGAAAGGUUAAAGAGAGCUGGUGUGCUACCACCAAAAUUUAUAAGAGUAUCAUGUGAUUCUUGUGACGAUAGUGACGGUUCGAUGGAAUAUGAUAAACUACUAGAUAAAAGUCGUGGCGGCUCAUCAUAUGCGAGUGAUGAAGAAGACGAUUCAGAAAAUGAUGAUGCUGCAAGUGAUGAUGCUACAAGUCCAUCAGAUAGUGAUGAUGAUGAUGACGACGAGGAUGACGAUGAUGAAGUACCCCCAAAAAAGAGACCUAGAGGAAGGCCACCAGGAAAAAAAGUAGCUCAAAGAGGUCGACCAAAAAAGAAGGAUACAAGGAAGCAUGUUGAAGUUAAACGUAAAAUGCCUCGGAAUAUGUCACCCAAGAAAGCCAAAUAUGAGAAACAUGGCCAAAAGCCGAUGAAGAAAGCUUAUAGAAAGAAACAUUAAUGGUAUUCAUGAAUAAAGAAAUUUUCAAGAAACAA